AUGGCCGCUGGGGGUCCCGUGGCGGAGCUGUGCGAGGAGGCGACCUGCCCCAUCUGCCUGGAGUUUUUCCAGGAUCCCGUCACGAUCGCCAAGUGCGGCCACAACUUCUGCCGAGCCUGCCUCGCGCGGAGCUGGGGGGAGUCGCCGGCCGAGGCUUCCUGCCCCCAAUGCAGAGGAAUUGCUCAGCCAGGGGACCUCCGCCCGAACAGGCAACUGGCCAACGUUGUCGAAAUAGUGAAGAGAAUGAGUCUUCCGGGGGGGAAUGAGGAAGAAGCAAAGAAUGGGAGGAUUUGCAAGAAACACCAGGAGAGCCUGAACCUUUUUUGCCAAGACGACGCGACCCUCUUGUGCGUGGUCUGCGAAAGGUCCAAGGAGCACAAAGAGCACGAGGUGAUUCCGGCUCAGGAGGCUGCCGAGAAGUAUAAGGAUAAAUUCUGUAGCUGCCUGGAAACUCUGAAGAAGAAGAAAGAAAGAAUUCUGGCAUGUAAAGCAGAAAUAGAAAAGGAAAGCCGAGAGCUGUUUGAGCAAACAGGAACGGAGAGGCAAGAGAUGGUGGCUGAGUGCAGACAAUUACGCCAGUUUCUGGAGGAAAGAGAGAGACUUCUGCUGGCCCAGAUGGAAGAGGUGGAGGAGGAGAUUGCAAGAGAAAGGGAUGAGCGUCUGGAAAGGCUCUCUGUGGAACUCUCCUCUCUUGAAAGUCUCACUAGAGAGAUGGAGGAGAAGAUUCAGCAGCCACCCGGUGAACUUUUGCAGGAUGUCAGAAGCACCUUGCAGAGGUGUGAGGAGAAGGAUAAUUUUGAGACUCUGGAAGCUUUUCCUCCUGCAUUGAAGUGGAGAAUCUGGGACAUCUAUGACCUUAAUGUCUUACUGAAAGGUGUCACAAAGCAAUUCAAAGACACUUUGGUCUCUGGUCUUCAGCCACAAAGAGCAAAUGUGAGAUUGGAUCCCUACACAGCCCAUCCUGAACUCAUCCUGUCCAACAACACAAAAAGCCUGAGAUGGAGAGAAAAAACCCAAGAUCUGCCCAGCAACCCUGAGAGAUUUGACUACUGGAGUGCUGUGCUGGGAUGUGAGGGAUUCACAGGAGGGCGACAUUUCUGGGAUGUCACUGUGGGAAUUGAGGGAGACUGGUUUGUGGGUGUUGCCAGGAGGUCUGUGAAGAGGAAGGGAAAGAGCUCCUUAAGGGUUGGUACUUGGAGUAUAGGGAAGAUAGGUGAGUUGUAUCAAACAAUUGAUGACUUUCCUCUGUUCCUGAGUUCAGAGCCCAAAAGGAUCCGAGUGUCUCUGAACUAUGCUGGGGGGCAAGUGGCCUUUUUUGAUGCUGACAAAGCAGCCAUUCUGUUUGUGUUCUCAGACACCUACUUUGGUAGGGAGACCCUUCAGCCCUUCUUUCUCGUGAUCAACAAAGGCCGCCUCAGGCUUUCUCCUUAAGUUAAUAACAUGUCUCUCACAGGAUGUCAGUUCUAAGGUCCUUACACUAUGGCAGGCAAACCUCUGGACCCUCACAUCAAGCACACUGAGGUUCUUGGUUGAAAAGGCUUUAUUCCAGAAAUAAGCAUUGUCCAUAGGAAAGACCCUAAGUUGAUCAGGAAGUUUGUAGGAAUAACCAAAAGACAAAAUUACAUAUGGAUAUAGGGUUCCUCAUUCCCCCCUCCCAUCUCCUUAGCAUAUCUGUGGCGGGAAAAGCUCAGACAGAAUUCUCAGGGGAAAGUACAGGUCUAAUUAUCGGGAAGACAUUAAAUCAAAACAAUUCUGGCAUACACAGCUGUGGAGACAAGGUCGCCGCGCUGAGAGAGACAUUAUCAGAGAAGAUAAGAUGUUUCACAAGCCUGUGAAAGGAAUUUAGGUUAGAACAACUGCAAUGUAAUAUCAAGGCACAGCAAAAUAACUUGGCAAUCAAUGCAUAGCUAUGACAUAGCAACUUAAUGGCAUGAAUGGGGUACAGUCAUGACACAGGCCCUGUAGGUGUUGCUCAUAAGACCAGAGUGAUGAAUCAAAAACAUAUACUGUUUAUUUCCCAAGAGCGGCUUUUCUGGACCUUUGAAGUUUUCUGGACGGUUUGGGGCCAAACUAGACAGGAUGAUCAGCUAUCAGAUUUUCAGCAUAAGGAAAAAAAAGUGCAGCUGGCAGUGGAAUAGGGGGAAAGUCUGGGAAGGCAAAGCUAUUCUAGAAGUUGUGCUAUGGGCCAUUAUCCUGAAUCUCACCUCCUCAAAGGCUGCUCUUUGCUUCUCAGGUGGAACACGUUCAGGCAGUACGGUGCACUCACAAUCAGGCGGGUUGUUUAAAAAAAAUAAAGGAAAGGUUGAGAGGGAAGAGAAGGACUAGCAAAGAGGGGGCUUAUACACUGUGUUAUGUAAUUUUGGCUAGUCUUAGUAUAAGAUAUGCAUAGGUUUUAUUUUUGGCUUAUCUAUGGACUAAUGAAGCUACCUGUAUCCUUUGUCAACUUUGAAAAUACUCACAUUUAACUCCUAAAGAAGGGGAUUUUUUUAAGAUGGAGGAUAAAGAAAUUGGGAAGACACAGCAGGUAGUACUACUCCUUUUUGGUUCUCAUGGAAUCUUUCCUGAUUGCAUUGACACAACUAAAGUAAUGCAUAGUUUGGUCUGUAAUAACUAUUCUGAAAGCAUAGCCUGGUACCCAGCGUUACUUCUCUGAUGGACUGGGGAAGGGAGGGAAAGGGCCCACCCUCGCACUCUUUAGCCUCCCCUUGCUGCUCUCUCGGGCUCUAGGGAUAGUAAAGCUAUCGGCCACAAUCUAGGUGUUGUAGGAUGAGUUAUGCCUUGGAAAUCCUUCCUCCCUGUGUUUUAUAUUAGAAAGAUCCACACUUCCCCAGGCUCCCUGUCUCUAUAAAAGAGUUGUGCCACAUAAGCAUACUCAAAGAUCCACAGCAGGUGAGAAAAACUCCACCCAACAUUUAGGAUGGAAACGUCAUAUAAAGAAAGGUAGGACAUUAAAAAGGACAUUAACGACAAAAUAUAAACACAGCUCAACUGUUAGCUGGAGCGAGCAGGAACAUGAACAUCACUCCCAUCUUACAGUCACUCCAUUGGCUGCCAAUCAGUUACUGUGCUCAGUUCAAGGUAUUGGUUAUUACAUACAAAGCUCUUCACGGUCUUGGCCCAGCUUUGCUAAUGAGUUAGGGACUUCACUACUAUGUUGCCUUACGUAUCUGUUGCUUUAAAUACGUAUGCCUAUAUACUACCUGUGCUUUAUGUUGCUUAAUGUAAGUCCUAGAAUUGAUUCUGUUCUGUUUCAGCAGUUCUUCAACUCUGUAUUGGAUCCUUGCUAAAGCUACUUCUUUGUAAACUUGUAUUUAUUUAUCCUAUAGCAUUGUUUAUGGAAAUGUCCUUGACACUGUAUGGAAAUGUCCUUGCUACUGAUUGUACUAAUCUCACGCUAUAUAAUCCACCUUGGGUCUCAGUGAGAGAG
This is a messenger RNA of Eublepharis macularius, 3427 nucleotides long. RefSeq names its product E3 ubiquitin-protein ligase TRIM7-like. The transcript has 7 exons. Gene Ontology annotation, molecular function: protein binding; zinc ion binding. The record is from RefSeq and is a predicted model, not a curated record. Bases 1 to 1431 code for a protein of 476 amino acids. Lineage: Eukaryota; Metazoa; Chordata; Lepidosauria; Squamata; Eublepharidae.